AUGAAUAGCUUGUUAAUAGUCACAUUAACUUUUUUAUUUGGUACUGCUCUUUCUCAAGCAACUCCUCAAUCACUAGGUUUCUCUUGCGCUAACCACUUUAGUGCAAAUAAUUGUUUAAAUCCUUGCAUAUUUACACCUGAUCCUAACUCAUUUGUAUGUGUUUCUAGCUGUAUGUCUUUAACAACUCCAUAGGACUGUGCAAAAUAACCAACUUGUACUUUUACUACUGGAUUUUGUGAGCUAGUAGCAAAUACAUGCUCAAAUAUUUAAGGACCUACGAUAACACAAGACUAAUGUCAAGCAUAAAAUAGCGCAUGUAAAUAUACCCCUUUUUAACCAGCUACAUGUGCUGUUUUAGAUGAUGUAAAAAAGUCUUGUUCAAAUAAUUCAGAUUAUUAUUCUUGUGUUAAGGACCCUAAUUGCUAAUUUGUUGAUACUGAAUAGAAAUGCUCAUUUUAAUCAAAACCAGGUACUUGUGGUGAUCCUAAAAAUUGUGAUCCAAAAUAUUGUAAUCUUCCUAAAUGCGUCACUGCUGGAUUAUAAUGUGACGCAACUUUACCAUAAGACAAAUGUAUUGGAAAUUGUAUUUUUAAAGGAGGAAAAUGUAUCGAUCCAUGCAAUGAUGUUUGCGAUAAAUCUAAAUGUCAGCAAGGUGUAGACUGCUCAGUAAAUACUGAUAUUGCAACUGCUACAUGCUCUACUAACAAAACAGAUAAUGAUUGUGUUAAUAAUUCAAAUUGUUUAGUUUAAUCUAAAGGAACAUGCUAAGCAAAAGAUAACUUAUGCUUAGAUGUAACUAAUUGUAGUUAAACUCCAAAAGUAUGCAAAUACACUCCUCCUGUUAACCCAAUCUGCUCAAACCCAGUUUGUAAUUCAUAAAAUUAUUAAACUUGUGAUCCUGGAUGUUAAAGUGUAGCUCCUUAAUGUACUCCUAAUGGUUUAAGCUUAUGCUAAAGCAAAUCAAAUCCAUAGGAUUGUGCUAAUAGUACAUUUUGCUAAUUUACAUAAGGCGGUAUUUGUGCUACUGCUGUUGCUAGUUCAAAAGAAAUUAUUGAAUUUAUUGUUUACUCUUUAAUUUUAUGUUUAUUCUUAUGA
Messenger RNA from Tetrahymena thermophila SB210, 1095 nucleotides. RefSeq lists its product as hypothetical. The record is from RefSeq and is a predicted model, not a curated record. Lineage: Eukaryota; Ciliophora; Oligohymenophorea; Hymenostomatida; Tetrahymenidae. The transcript has a single exon.